Messenger RNA from Myodes glareolus (Bank vole), 3063 nucleotides. NCBI's taxonomy places the organism in Eukaryota, Metazoa, Chordata, Mammalia, Rodentia, Cricetidae. The record is from RefSeq and is a predicted model, not a curated record.
UGGAGGCGUGGGAGGUACUGGGCUGCGGUGCGCUGCUGGUGCUGCGCGUGUGCCCGGCCGCCCGGUCGUCAUGGAGGAGGUAUCGGCGGAGGAGCUGGACGAUGAGGAGCAGCUGCUGAGACGGCAUCGCAAGGAGAAGAAGGAGCUGCAAGCCAAGAUUCAGGGAAUGAAGAACGCUGUUCCCAAAAACGACAAAAAGAGGCGGAAGCAGCUCAUUGAAGAUGUAGCUAAGUUGGAGAGAGAAAUGGAGCAGAGACACAGGGAAGAGCUGGAGCAGUUGAAACUGGCUUUCGCGGAGAGUAAGAUAGAUUCUGUCGCUGUUAACAUUUCAGACUUGGUACUUGAGAACCAGCCACCUCGGAUUUCAAAAGCACAAAAGAGACGGGAAAAAAAGGCUGCAUUGGAAAAGGAGCGGGAAGAAAGAAUAGCUGAGGCUGAAAUUGAGAACCUGGCUGGCGCCAGACAUGUGGAGAGUGAGAAACUCGCUCAGAUACUGGCCGCCAGAGAAUUGGAAAUCAAGCAUAUUCCAUCUGAUGGUCAUUGUAUGUACGGAGCUCUGGAGGAUCAGCUGAGGGAGCAGGACUGUGCCCUGACUGUGGCUGCCCUCCGGAAGCGCACUGCUGAGUACAUGCAGAGCCACUCAGAGGACUUCCUGCCCUUCUUAACAAACCCCAGCACCGGGAACGUGUAUACUCCAGAGGAAUUUGGAAAGUACUGUGAUGACAUUGUGAACACAGCGGCUUGGGGAGGUCAGCUUGAGUUGAGAGCUCUGUCUCACAUUCUACAAACACCAAUCGAGGUUCUACAAGCAGAUGCUCCGCCUAUUGUGGUUGGUGAAGAGUAUUCGAGGAAUCCUUUAGUACUAGUAUACAUGAGACAUGCAUACGGCUUAGGAGAGCAUUAUAAUUCUGUCACUCGGUUGGUGAACUCGGCUACUGGAAAUUGCAACUAGUUUACAAAAUGUAACACUAUGUUUUAUAGAGUGUGCCAAUCUGCAUAUUCCUAUCAAGUGCUAGAUUGUUGCAAUGCCUCUGAAAAACAGCUACCUUAAGUCAGUUUUAUGAAUGAGUGAACUUGCUAACAGGCUUUUUAGAAAUCAGUUGGAUUGACUUUAACCAGUGCCCUCUUAAUGGCAUUCCUAGAACUUAAAGUAAAUUGUGGAGAACAUCAUUCAUAGAACAAGGUGUUAACCUCACUAGUGAGUUUAACUAGUUAGUUAUCUAGUCAACUAACUAGUUAGCUAGUUAGUUAUCCUGGACAUUCUGAUUUUGAAAUUUUUUUUUUAAAAUUUUGGCCCUACAGAUUUAUAUUUCCAAAGUGAGUAUUUGAUAUAAUUUUUCUUAAAGUAUGGAGAUGCCUUCUCUGUCAUGGUAGGAAUGUAUUGUGAUGUCAGCAAGUUUAUUUAUGCUUGUGAAUGAGCGUGAUCAUAGUAAUUUUGGUAUGCUAGAUCAGCAAGAUGAAGCUUGUUACGUAGCACAUCUCUGCAGCUAAGGAGAAACGACUUUUAGGGAUUUUUGAAUCCUUGCAUGAGAAUCAGUUGAGUACAAAGGGAUUAAAGAAAAUUAGUUGUAAAUAGGUGAUAGGUGUUCACUGUGUCCAUUUUCAAUCUUUUUUCUUUCUGUUCUGGAACUUCUUUUUAACAAAAAGGAGAUUUUGCUUUUCUAUGUGUAUAGCUUUAAAAACAAUGGCUUCUACGUUGCUGUUUUUUUCUGCUGGAGUUAUUCAUACCUUUAUUCUCUUCACAACUGAUAAGUUUUACAUUUUGUCCUUCUCAGUGGCUCUGCUUUUCCUAGAGCCCUUUUCCACUGAGAAGUAUCCAGUGGCCUCUCCUUGCUCACUGUGCAAGGUAAUGAUUUAGUGAUGCAGAAGGGGCACAGUCCCCUUCUCUGCUGUGCUCGCUUUCUAGGAUUCGAAGAAAGCCUUGGCUGUAGGUUUUCCUGCUCCAGGUUGUGUCACUUUUUCCUCUCAAGUGUGUAAUUAUUGUGUUGUGUGUAGGUAAAGUUGAAGGCCACUGUUGAGGAGCCGAGCUGAAAACCAGUACAGAACAGUUCUCUGUGGGCUGACUUAUGUAACUAGGGUUCCAGCUCACUUCUCACAGUGUUCUCUGUGCUGUAGCACAGCGCCACAGCGUGGGGGCCAGCGCUAGUACAGCCCUUGCUUAUCGUGCAUGAGGCUCAAGGCUCAAUUUCUUGCUCCAACAAACCAAUUUAUGAAAAUGAAACUUUUUGGUUUCAUCUUUUUUUUCCAAGUAAGAACUGUAAUAAGAUUGAGCAUCACGUUUAUAAUAUUUGGGCUUUUGAUGAGUGUGUACUGUCUCUGAGUAAAUAAUGGGCUUGUGAUGUUAAACUGGCAGCACUGGCAGGCUGGUCAGCAGACGAGCCAGGACUCUGAUCAUCCCAGCACGUCCUCUGCCUCCUGCACCGUGCAUUCUAAGGGUGCCUGCUUUGUAACUGCUGAUCUGCUUUUUUUUCUCUGACAUUUAAAAAGAAUGAAGUUGUAAAUUCAAUGCUUUGAGUUUAUUUGAAAUAAUAUUAUCUUCAUGCUAAAAUAUCAGCAUUGAGAAUUAACAAAGCAAGAUAUUGUGAAACUUAGUUAUUGCAAAUUCCAUUUUCAACAAAGAUAGUUUAAAAUAACUCAUUAAUGUUUUCUUGUUUUGACAAGAAUUUAAAUGUACUUAAUUAUGUAUUUCUGGUUUUUGUGUAUAUGUUUUAUUUUAAAAUGGCCAAUGUAUUUAUGAAUAAAGUGUAUGGCCACCUUCUACCAUUGUAGCUUUAAAUAAAAAAAUCUUUUAAGAAUGGCGGAUGCUAAUGUAAAAGCAACAUGUAAGAAUUAAAUUUGCUGCUGCUGGUCUAAUGGGAAUCCCACGAGCUUUCUUUAGUAUGCAUUGGAAACGGGUGUGUCAAAAUUCUGGAAUUUGUCUUCAGCCAAGAAUUUUGCCCACUUACAUAUGUUUACACCCUAUAAAAAGUAAAACAAAGAAUGUAACUCUUAUGAGCAAGGUAGCUUUGCUCAUGUUAUCUGAUAUUUGCCAAAUGAAUAAAUGAUAAAGGAGUUGAAUCAACA